AUGGAGCGAUCGCCACGCCAUCCCGCCUUCCGCGCUGAUCAGGUCCCUGUCGAGAGCGGACGCGGACCUGGCGCGGAGGGCGGAAACCACCGCGGCGGAAGGGUGUUCCGCUCCCCGGAGGAGCGCGGACGACGUCGCGGCGAGAGAGGGCGGUGGUUGGCGUUCGGCGAGCAGUCUCGCGGACAAGGAGGGAGCGGCGGCAGCGUCGCUCGCGGAGAGAACUCGCCGCACAAUGCGGUUCGAGAAGAGACGCCGGAGCAGGGCAUGGAGGACAAGGAAGAAGGAUCGGAACGGCCAGACGAGGAGGCAGGGAUAGAAGGGGCGAAUGAGGCGCGAACAGGAGGAACGGGCGAUGCGGAAACCGAGCCGGCGGAGGCGCAAGCGGAGACGAGCCCGGUGGCGGUCGCGGAAUUAGAGGCUCCGCCACCGGGAUCGCGCGGUCGAGACGAUCCCUACGAGGAUGGGCGGCGCACGGAGAGCUCCGGACGACAGGAGCUGGGCGGGCCAGAGAUGAGCCAUCGAGCAUGGCAGGCGCCAAAUUUGCGCGACAAGGGAAAGGAGGAGCGGUCCCGCUCGGCGGAGAGGGAGCGGCGCCUCGUGGGAGGGCGCGUGGGCGAGUUCCGCCCGCGUGGCGAGUGCCAGGAGCAGGGAGAGUGGAGCGGCGGCGCUUCGCAUUCGGCAGGACGGCAGCAGCCGCGCGGGGAGAGGGGGCGAGAGACGGAAACAGCGCCGCCAAAGUGGCACGGUCAGCAGCAAGGGGGACGCAGCAGCACCAUACGCUCGCCAGGCCGGACUAGGCAGAGGGAGCGGAGAGACAGCAGCUGGUCCCGCUCGCCGGACGGACAACACACGCGCAGGGAGAAGUACGCGGGGGAGCGGUCACCGUGGCGUCAGCCGCGCACUUGGAGUGAGUACCUGGACGCCUAG
Messenger RNA from Closterium sp. NIES-65, 927 nucleotides. Lineage: Eukaryota; Viridiplantae; Streptophyta; Zygnematophyceae; Desmidiales; Closteriaceae. The record is from the annotation of a GenBank genome assembly.